AUGUUGAAAGUACCAGUUAUAGAUCGUAACCGAAACACUUUCAAUCGCUCAGCGACACAGCCAGAUCACAACGCGAGCGGACCCCAGGACAGCUCCAGAGAACCAUCAGCAAAGAAAUAUGACACGAUAAGCGACAUUGAUCAGCGCAGAAGUUCAAGAGGUAUCAAACGAGGAGCAGAGGUGCGACGACGUGAUUGUUCCUAUUCGAAGUCGAGGUCGUGCUCUCCUUGA
Messenger RNA from Ostertagia ostertagi, 231 nucleotides. Lineage: Eukaryota; Metazoa; Nematoda; Chromadorea; Rhabditida; Trichostrongylidae. The record is from the annotation of a GenBank genome assembly.